AUUACGUGAUAAUUGCGCGUGCGCAUUUCUUAUUUUCAAAAUGGCAGUAACAAGAUGCAUUGAUACUUGUCAUUCUUGUGUCUUACAAUCACAUACGUUCCAUAUAAUAAACUGUAUUAAGUAUCUAAUAUUAUUAUGAUUCUGAUGCAUAUUAAUUUCGGAGUACAGUUUUUCAUAAGAACUCAUUUCAAUUACGUAAAAAGAACAAUGUCAACAUCCACCUAAGGUACUUAACAUAAGUACCAUUAUAUACUGAGUGACACAUAAAUGCGCUCGGCUAUUAGUGUUAUUUUGUCGAGUCCAGUGCCCGACAAUAAGAUGUCUCACCCUGAUUACGAGCAAACCGCUCAUGAUCACGCGGCACUGCUUUUACUUUUAAGACCGAUUGGUACUCAGAUAAAACAAAAAACAGUCUCUAGAUUAUUUGAACGUAUUAUCAAAGCAGGGAGUAGAUUUACUGUAAGAGACUCCUCUGGUAAUACACGAGAAAUACUUGCUCGAUUUGUCAAAGAACAUCCAGUGGAAAAUAAUGACUGGGGAGAAUUCCAAACACAUAGAAGGCUUUUGGGCCUUAUUACAUUUGGCAAGUACGAUAAUCAAACAGAAUUGAAUGAACUAUGCAGACUUCAUGAAACCUUAAAAGUAAAAUAUAGUGCCACAUUGUAUGAUUCUCGAGCCAUUCUAUUUGGACCAUUAGAAUCAAAUAAUCCUCGUGAUCCACCAGAGUCAUUUAGUACUCCAUCUAAUUUUAAAACACAAGCUGUUUUUUAUACAGAUGAAUCUUGUUCUGAUCUUGAAACAUAUAUUGUGGAAUGUCUUCAUUCACUAUUUUGGAUUUUAGAGUCCAAAAGAUUAGAACGAUCUAGAGAGAAAGUAGAUCGUGUGUCUCUUCUUUUAGCACCAUUUGAAAAAAAAGACUUCAUAGGCUUAGAUCUUGAAUCUAGAAAUAAUAGAAAAAGAUGCGUGGGACGCAUGACAAAACAUUUGGGAGAUUUGUGCCUUCAAGCUGGGCUCCCAGCUGAUGCGUUGUAUCAUUAUAAUUCAGCAGCUAAUGUACUACAAGCUGUUAAUGACUGGUUAUGGCUCGGUGCAGCUUAUGAAGGAUUAUGUGCUGCUUCUGUUUUAGUUUUGUAUCCUAAUAUGUGUAGAAAUCUUCCAUUACAAAGAAAUUCUUCUCUUCAAGAAGGAAGUCCAGGUAAGCAAAGACGAGGUUCUCAAGCUGUUGCUGUAUUACCAUCACCACCAACUAUUGAUAUAGUAAAAACAAAUAUGCCACAUAUUUUAUUACCUGAGGAAAUUUCUAAAAAAUAUCGUGAAGCCAUUGUUCAUUAUAGUAAAUAUCAGUAUGCGGGUAUAAUUGAAACAGAAGCUAGCUUUAAAGCAACAAGGAUAUCAAUAGAACAGAAUUGUACCUUGCAAGCUACAUCUUACUUGAACAAUGUUAUACUUAUCAAUUUAACUUUGAGUGAACAAGAAAAGAUCGAUCGUUUUACUACAUUAUCAGAUUUAUAUACAAGUUUUGGUUUUGUAAGAAAAGCGGCAUUUUGUUUACGAUUAGCUGCUACACGUCAUGUUUCUCAAAACAAUCCUAGUCCUGAUUGGCAACAAUGUUAUAAUUUAAUGUUACAAGCUACUUCUGGUUUCAAAUUAUCUUUAGAUCCUAUCGAUAUGCCUGCAGAUGGACAUAGAGGUUGGCCUGUUAUUCAAAUACAUGUUAUAAACGAACUUGUUGCUGCUGCAAAUCGUAUGGGUAAUCCAGCAUUAGCUACAAGACAUUUGACAUUUUUACUUCAAACAAUGUACAAUCAUUUAACUUCUGCUGAACGUAAAGAAACUGCUUUACAACUUCAAACUGUAUCUCAACAAUGUGAAGGUGCUCCUGUUCCCCUUGUCUUAGAUUCUGGAACAGUCAUACCGCCAGCUAAUUUAAUAAAUAUCCCAAAAACAAAAUAUUUUUCUUUGAAAAAUUUACAACCACAUUUGCAGCCACAAAAGAUUGAACGAGUCAAGGAAGAUCAUGGCCCAUUUUUAUUUACACCUAUUAAUUUUGGUUCAUUAGAACGUAAAACUAUGUCCAAAAGUAAAAUGGAUUACUUAUGGGUCGAAGGAGAUAUCUGUGAAGUGUCAAUGCAAUUUAUAAAUCCAUUACCAUUUGAAUUGCAUGUAUCUAAUAUGAGACUUCUUACUAAUGGUGUUGUGUUUGAAUCAAUACCAGAAAGUAUUACGCUUCCUGCUGAAUCUGGACCUAUCGCAGUUACUUUAGCUGGUAGACCUAAAGAAAUUGGAGAUUUAGAAAUUCUUGGUUUCAGUACACACACAUUAGGAGUUAAGUCCAAUUGUAGAUUAAGGCAUAUGGAAGGAAUGAUACAUCCUCAGUAUACUAUUGAGGUAAUUCCAGCUUUACCAAGAUUAGACGUUGCCACGAGUUUACCACAAACUGCGAGUUUCAGUUCCGGUGAAAAUAUCGUUACGAGUGCUAGUAUAUCAUUAUAUGGAGGGGAAAGUGCUGAAUGUACUAUAACAAUAACAAACGUAGGCCAAGUUCCUAUUGAAAUGAUAGAAUUGUCAAUACAGUCUACUUUAGAUGCAGUUACAGAAGGAAAAAUAUUUAAAUGGAGUGAUGAAAAUUUAAUGACACAAUUGCCCUUACAACCUUGUACUAGUGCAAGUCUUACAUUAUACCUGCAUGCUGCCACAGACUUUAUUGCACCUGUAUCUAGAAAUGAUAUCAAUAGCAGUAGUUAUCUCAGUCAACCAAGUAGUUUAUUGUCACAUUCAGGACACAGUUCAUUACCAUCUAGAUUAAGUUCUCCAUCUCAUCAUACUAAAAGACAAUCUGAACUGACUUCUUCCUUUAGAUCUGGUUUGAGUUCUCAUUCUGGUCAUUCUUCUUUAGCGAGUACACGAUUGUCUAAACUUGCAGUGCCAUUGCAUAAUUCAAAUAUUAUUGAAGGACAAUUAAAAAUAAAAUAUUCUGGCGGUUCUGGAUUAGCAGUAGGCUAUUGUAGAAUUUCAUCUGUUUUUAUAACAGUUGAAAUGUUACCUAGUAUACAUAUUACAAAUUGGGAUGUAUUACCAGCAGAAACGUCAUCACAAUUUUAUCUUGUAUUGGACGUUACAAAUAUGACAAAUCAUGAAAUGGAGCUACAUUAUACUCAAAGCAAGUGUAUAUACAUGGAAGGCAAAGAACCAUGUAGAAUACCAGUCCCAGUGGAUAGAUGUCCACUUAAUAAAUUAUCCAUGUUAAACGGAGGAGGAGAUAAUGGAGAACUUCAAAAAAUUUGUGCCGAACACAUUGCUUCGUUAGUAGAUUUACGUUGGCAAUUAUUAGGUACCGAAUCUACUGGAAAAGCAACUCUUUCUGGCAUUACUCUUACUCAAGAUAUGCUGGAUCUUGUUAGAAUGAGUCCUUUACAAUGGGAAGUAACUAUAAAUGAUGCAAUGGUAAAAGCUCAGGACGAGCUAACAUGUAAUUUGGGCGAAUGUGUUAAUAUUGGAAUAGAUGUAUGUAAUGCAUUAGAACAUCCUCUCAGUGAUCUUAUAUUAUCUAUUAAUUUUUAUCAAGAUCAUCACAAUGGAGUUAAUAAUUAUCAACUAGAUACAAGGUUAUCCAUUGCUGGUGCAAAUAAAGUGAUGCUUCCAGCUUUACAGGAAUAUGGGAGAGCAUAUCAUGAGUGUCGAGUAGUAUUUUUUACUGCUGGCCAGUAUAAAAUAGAUAUCCAAUGCAGUAGUAAAGAAACAACACCAAAUACUCCAACACUAUGUUCAGAACUCAUAAAUGCUGGACAUACGUGGCGUUACAUACCACCAAUAGAAAUAACGGUAGAUGAUUAUUGAAUUUUAUUGUGCUAUUGCUUGCAUUGUAAUAUUUGUAUAAAAUAUUGAAGGAUAUCUAUGCCUUGUUGUCAUGAUCGAGUGCUUAAAAUUGAACAUAAACUUUUACUUUCUUUAAUAAAAGAAAAGAUUAUGAGAUCUGUCAAAA
Molecule: messenger RNA, 3982 nt
Organism: Vespa crabro (European hornet)
Lineage: Eukaryota; Metazoa; Arthropoda; Insecta; Hymenoptera; Vespidae
Gene: brun
Product: protein brunelleschi
Exons: 12
Coding region: 268-3837 (1189 amino acids)
Cellular component (GO): trans-Golgi network
Source: RefSeq, a predicted model, not a curated record